AUGAAUUGUCAUUUAGAAAAGCCAAUUCGCAGCUUUUUGUCUUCCUUCUUGAGAUAUUUUCCGCCACAACAUUUCUUUGUUUUCUUUUUGGAACAGGCUAAUCAGUCUUUACUUUCCAACCUUUUCAACCUUCAUUUCUCUUUCCCUUCAUUUUACUUCAUUUCUCUUUUCCCUUGUUUUCCUUCAUUUCUCUUUCCCUUUGUUUUCCUUCAUUUCUCUUUUCCCUUGUUUUCCUUCAUUUCUCUUUCCCUUUGUUUUCCUUCAUUUCUCUUUCCCUUUGUUUUCCUUCAUUUCUCUUUCCCCUUGUUUUCCUUCAUUUCUCUUUCCCCUUGUUUUCUUUCAUUCCCCAUCCCUUCAUUUUCUUUCACUUCUCUAUUCCUUCAUUUUCCUUCCUUUCUUUUUCCCAUCAUUCCUCUUUCCCAUCAUUUUCCUUCAAUUCUCUUUCCCUUUGUUUUCCUUCAUUUCUUUUUCCCUUUGUUUUCCUUCAUUUCCCAAUCACUUCAUUUUCUUUCAUUUCACUUUCCCUUUGUUUUCCUUCAUUUCUCUUUCCCUUCGUUUUCCUUCAUUUCCUCAUCCAUUCAUUUUCCUUCAUUUCGCCAUCCAUUCAUUUUAUUUCAUUUCUCUAUCCUUUCAUCUUCCUUCAUUUCUCCAUACAUUCAUUUUCUUUCAUUUCUCUAUCCCUUCAUUUUUCUUCCUUUCUUUUUUAUCUUCAUUUCUCUUUCCCUUUUUCUUUCAUUUCUUUUUUCCUUCAUUUUCUCUCAUUUCCCCUUUCUUUCAUUUCUCUAUCCCUUCCUUUUCCUUCCUUUCUUUUUCCCUCCAUUUCUCUCUCCCUUCAUUUUCCUGCAUUUCUCUUUACAUUUAUUUUUCUUCAAUUCUCUUUCCCCUUUUCUUUUUCCUUCCUUUCUUUUUCACUUCAUUUCUCUUUCCCUUCAUUUCUUUUUCCCUUCAUUUUCCUUCAUUUCCCGAUCCCUUCAUUUUCUUUCAUUUCACUUUCCCUUUGUUUUCCUUCAUUUCUCUGUCCCUUCAUUUUUUCCUUUCUUUUAUCUUCAUUCCUAUUUCCCUCCAUUUCCCUUCAAUUUCCUUUCCUUUUGUUUUCCUUCAUUUCUCUUUCUCCUUCAUUUCCUUUCAUUUACUCAUUCUUCAAUGUCCUUCAUUUCUUUAUCCCUUCAUUUUCUAUCCUUUCUUUUUCUUUUAAUUUCUCUUUGCCUUCAUUUUCUUUCAUUUCUCUUUCCCUUCAUUUCCCUUCAUUUCUCUAACCCUUCAUUUUCCUUCCUUUCUUUUUCUCUUCAUUUCUCUUUCCUUUCGUUUUCCUUCAUUUUUCUUUCCCUUCAUUUUCCUUCCUUUCUUUUUCCUUUCAUUUCUCUUUCCCUUCAUUUUCCUUCAUUUCUUUUUCCCUUUGUUUUUCUUUCAUUUCUCUUUCCUUUCACCUUUUAUUUUGUCGCUUUCUUUUGA
Molecule: messenger RNA, 1452 nt
Organism: Acanthosepion pharaonis
Lineage: Eukaryota; Metazoa; Mollusca; Cephalopoda; Sepiida; Sepiidae
Source: the annotation of a GenBank genome assembly